Molecule: messenger RNA, 2624 nt
Organism: Schistosoma margrebowiei
Lineage: Eukaryota; Metazoa; Platyhelminthes; Trematoda; Strigeidida; Schistosomatidae
Source: the annotation of a GenBank genome assembly
UUUAGCGGCUACACAAGUAUGGUAGUAACGUCUGUUUAGGUCUCCAUACGAUUUUUUACACCUGCCAACAAUACGUAGAUCUACUCUAGACCACAGCUUGUCAACUUCUGAAUGUCAUUACUGAAGUAGUUCUGAACAACUUCUUUGGUGUUUGUAUCCUGUUUGUUAUCAUAUUUUCAUUUCAGACUGCAUCUCUGACCACAAGAUCACAUACUUAAUUUACUGAACAAAUACCUAUGAACUACAGCUUUGUUUUCUUGUGCUAUCGUUCAUCAUUGGGGUAAGAGCACCCUCAGACUACAAGUGCCACAUCACUGAUGGCUUUAAUACACUGAGAAAUAUAAAGCAUAUUUUAUUUGCUCUAGACAGCAAUAAAAGGCUAGAGUUUACUUCAGUAUUUAUGUGAAAAAAGGCUAUAAAUAUCCUAUAGUAGUUACUACUAUUAUUAUUUCUUUAAUAAAUACAGAAGUUUAACAAAUUUCUUAACGAGUAAUCCGAAUACGUUAAUUUUCGAUCGUAAAAUGUCAGCUUCUGAAGCAUGCAAAAAGUCUCUUGUUACCUUGGAGUCAUACCUUAGAGACGAACAUACUAAUUCAGAAACUUUGAAAUUUUCUGUUAACAGCGUACUUACAGUUGAUGGAAAGAAACCAAGUCCACUAGAGGAAGUCGAAAUUUUGGAUACCAUAGCUACGUACAUAAUGCUGAAAAACGAAGAGGAUGUGAAGUAUCGCUUGUUCUUCGAAGUCUUUCCUGUUGAUAAGGAUAUUAGCGCUGACUGUUUGUACUUCCUAAUAAAAUUAUCAUCGUUAGCUAUUUGCCUUGGGCUAUCCCCAGUACUCGAAAUUGUUUCUUUGUGGCUAAAGGUCCGAGUUUGCCAACUUUAUGCUUCCUCAGCACUACAGUCAGCUAAUUAUUUACCUUACAUUUCGUAUGAAAUUAUUGAGGAGUUCGUUACAGCGCUUACAUCCGAUAUGCUCAGUAUACAGGGAUCUCCAUUAACUUCGAAUCCAACAUUGUCGAAAAACGAUAUUAUCCAGAGUGGAGAUCCAAACAAAGACAACCCAUUAUACAUUAUCCCAUCAGUAUCACCUGCAUUCGCAGACGCAUUUUUGUCUGGAGUUUCUUUGGUUUAUGGGUUCUAUCCUUCCCUAAAAUCAUCCGUUUGCAAUUUUACUGUAACGCACGAAGCAACCAAAAUACCUCCUCCGCAGAUUAUAUUAUGUAUUUCCCACUGGUUAAGACUUUCGAGGAUUUCGAAGCAACAUCAACCUGGAACUAAUCCAUUCAGCAGCUGGACCAGUAUUGAUUGGCCAAGUGCAGCUAGACGUCAUAAGUUUCUCAACCAUCCCCGCUUUUCUAUUGAUCAGAUUUUGAUGUUUCAACCACCUCCCCCACUUUGUCUAAUAUGGUGGACUAUUUUUGAACCACUAAGACAUAUAAUGCGUUACUCUUGCAAAUCGAAACAAGAUGACAAUGGCAAGUUGAUAUCGAACUGUAUUUCAGAUCUACAUUAUGAACUUCUGCAGUGUUUGUCAGAACCUGCCAGUCUUGCUUCCCACCGUCAUGGCAGUGGAGUUCCCGGACAGUCUGGAUUUUCAACUUGGCUUCUUACAUGUUCGCGAAAAAUGGAGUAUACAAAAGAAUUUUACUAUAUGGAAUCAAUGAUUACCCAAGUUCAUGAACAGUGUAACUUGAUUAGUUCACUACCGAAAAAUGAAUCGUCAGGGGAUAAACAAAUUGACCUUUUAGAACUAAUGAUCAUUCGAUUAGCAGAAUUUAUGCAAAUCUGUUGGGUUAGUGGACGGAUACGCAAUUUAAGUUCAGUUACAGUAUCUUACUCAUACACAUUUGGUCAGAUCUUGUAUAAUUGUUGUUUUCUACUUCAUGGUAUGAUGCGGUCUAAUUUGCUUGUAUUUAAACUGCCUAUGUCUGAAAUACGCGAUUCAUAUAGUAGAAGCUGUGUUCUGGACUCAGAGUUGACCAUACGCUCUUCAUACUUCUUAAUCCGUCAUUGGUCUGAUAUAGCAUCAAGGUCAUGGGAGUCCCUGUUUUAACUGGACAAUCUAAACACGUGACAUAUUUAGCAGGCCACAGAACACAACACUUCACAAAUCCAAAUGAUUAUAGAUUACAUUCAUUCAUCACAAAUUAGAUAGUCUAACAAUCGUGCCAACUUACUGUUUAAAUGCUUGCUCACAUGCCUCUCUGGAAUGCACAACAUUCAGAUGUUGUUGUUCUUCAUUUUCAUAUCGUCUCAUUUCCUCUUCACUUUUUCUUUGUAAAACUUUUGCUCUUAACCAGUUUGAUAAUUUCUGAUCACGUGAUUUUUUAUCUGCAAUCUAAUUUUCAUGGAAAUUUAGACGAGUUUUGUGUAAGAAUAUAUUCAUUUUAAGGGUUUCCCUAUUUAUUUUUUCAAAUAUAUAUUGUACUACAUUUAUUGUUAUCAGAAUCAAACCUACUUCUUUUUUUCGAAUAUGUUCUCUUUUGUGUUUUUCCCUCUCCUCCACCUUAACUUCCAUGUAUUCCUGAUAUUUAAGUCGGUGCCACACCUUUAUGAAUUCAGAAAAUCAGUAGUGUAUUUUAAAAACAGUUUCUUUGUUUAAAUAUACCAUUUUCAAAAAAAA